This is a messenger RNA of Solanum lycopersicum (tomato), 1943 nucleotides long. Its product is annotated as F-box/kelch-repeat protein At3g23880-like. The record is from RefSeq and is a predicted model, not a curated record. Lineage: Eukaryota; Viridiplantae; Streptophyta; Magnoliopsida; Solanales; Solanaceae. Gene Ontology annotation, molecular function: protein binding.
AUCAUACACUUAGGGCACAAUACAGAGAUCCUUCUGCUAUGGCAACUGAUUCCGUACUCUCUCUUCUUCUUCAUGAUGAACUCAUAACAGAGAUUCUCUUAAAGCUUCCUGUCAAAUCUCUGUCGAAAUUCAUGUGCGUUUCUAAAUCAUGGCUUCAACUAAUCUCUAGCCCUGAUUUCGUGAAAAACCAUAUCAAGUUAACUGCUAAUGACAAACGAUACAUCCAUCACAGGCUUAUAUUUCGAAAAACCAAUGAUGAUUUCAAGUUUUGUCCUCUCCUUCCCUUAUUUACCAAACAACAACUCAUUGAGGAGCUAUUCCACAUCAAAAGAUCCUCUUUAUCAACUCACAUUGUCGGCUCCGUCAAUGGGUUGAUUUGUGUUGUCCAUGGCAAAAAAGAGGCAUAUAUAUGGAACCCCACUAUUACCAAAUCAAAGGAAUUACCCAAGUUUACAUGUAAUUUGUGCUCUGGUUAUAUCAGAUAUGGUUUCGGAUAUGAUGAGUCACGUGAUGAUUAUAAAGUCGUAUUUAUCAAUUAUCCUUAUAAUCAUUCUAGUAGUUCCGAUAUGACGACUGUGGUCAACAUAUGUAGUUUAAGGACUAAUUCUUGGACAACACUCCAUGAUCAGCUUCAGGGCAUCUUUCUAUUAAAUCAAUAUGGUAGAUUUGUCAAUGGGAAGCUUUAUUGGACUUCAUCGACUCGUAAUAAUCACUACAAGGUGUGCAACAUCACUUCCUUUGAUUUAGCAGACGGGACGUGGGGAAGCUUGGAGCUUCCCAGUUGUGGAAAAGACGAUUUUGAUAUCAAUUUGGGAGUUGUGGGAAGUGAUCUUUCUCUGCUUUAUACUUGUCGACGAGGUGCUGCUACCUCUGAUGUAUGGAUUAUGAAGCAUUCUCGAGUUAAUGUAUCUUGGACAAAAUUGUUCACCAUCAAAUAUCAUCAAAAUAUUAAGACACAUAGGUGUUUUGCACCUGUUUUCACAUUCUCUAUACAUUUUCGCCACGGUGAAAUUUUGCUUCUUCUUCACUCAGCAAUCAUAAUAUAUGAUGGUUCAACAAGACAACUAAAGCACACUUCUGAUGUUACGCAAUGUGAAGAAAUCUAUGUAGAAAGCCUCGUUAAUCCCCUAACAAUAUCUGACCAGGGUCGUCGUAACCAGGAAUCUCCACAAUCAUCCUGAUAAUUUGCAAGGAUUCUGCUUAAUGAAGCUUGUUAUAAUCUUUUAUUUGCUGCCAAAGAUAGGACAAGACAUUGAACAUAUAUUUUUCCUCAUAUCGGAACUUAAUUACCGUGUCAUAAGGGUAGGACCGGUGAUUAGAAGUAGACGGAAUAGAAAAAAACAUUUGAAUUGUUGAGUAAUAGAUGCAAUAAUCAGUAUUCUGAAGUUUCAACAUAGUGCUCGUUAGAUCUCAAUUAAGGAGUUUAGCUAAUGAGAACUGUUUGAUUAAAACAAUUUUUUACAUCGAGAAAUGAUGAUUCUUUCACAUUUAUGUUGUUGCUUUUGUUUAAACUGUAUGGCUAUUUUGUUACUCUAUAAACAGAGUCAUUGUGAAAAUUUUGUCAGGCACAACCUUAACUAUUUGUUUUGAACUAUUGAAUUUCAGGAAGUGGAAGCUAAUGUUGAACACUAAUCAAUAGUUGCUGCUGAGUUCAUGGAUCGAAAUGAUGAAGCCUUGUGAUUAUCUGUUUUCUUUCGUAUUAGACUUGUAGUUCUAUCUCGUUAUCAGAAUUACAAUCAUUUGCUAUAAACUAGAAACCUGAUAACAAUUAUCUUAAAACUUGGUUUGGUAUAAACCUUUUCUUUUCUUUGUAUAAUUAGAUAUUUGAAUGUCUCUAGAAUGUGAAGAGAACCCGAUAUUGUCGAGUGCUGAAAUGAAACAGGUCCGAAAGUGUGCCAGUCUUGAAGGCACACAAUGUAUACUAACAUGUGUACGUAAUGAUU